This is a messenger RNA of Penicillium maclennaniae, 1437 nucleotides long. RefSeq names its product glycosyltransferase family 4 protein. The coding region runs from base 1 to 1437 and encodes 478 amino acids. NCBI's taxonomy places the organism in Eukaryota, Fungi, Ascomycota, Eurotiomycetes, Eurotiales, Aspergillaceae. Gene Ontology annotation, molecular function: glycosyltransferase activity. The record is from RefSeq and is a predicted model, not a curated record. The transcript has 2 exons.
AUGGAGUCUGCCCCCCUGCUCGCCUCUUAUCAAGACCCCGAUGAGUUCCCUACUGUUCUCGUCGGGAAGAAGAUCUUGCUAGCCACGGAAUCCUGGGGUCCCGUCAACGGCGUCAGUCGCACUACACGCAGUUUGGUCGAGUACCUACGGGACCACGGGGCCGAGCUCAUUUUGGUCGCACCGCAUUUCAAGGGCGAUACGACGAAACAUGUCACCAACGUCUGGGAGCGCCGCCUCCCCGGGUGCGCUUUGCCUUAUAAUCCAGAUCUGACCGUGGUCUAUCCAUUUAAUAUCAAUGAUGUCUAUCGUCAAUCCUUUGAGCCCGACAUUGUCUACCUUGCCAGUCCGGCCUCGCUCGGGUUCCAAAUGCUGCUACAGGUUCGCCAGUUGCGAUCACCUCCACCCGUCGUGCUCAACUUUCAGACGGAUCUCUCUGCCUACUCGGAGAUUAUGCUGCCUGCGCCCCUCGAUCAGUUUGGCGUCUGGCUGCUGGCUGUUGUGCAGGGCUUUCUGUUCCGUUCGCGCGCGGUUCACACCAUCUUCUAUCCCUGUUCUGCCAUUCGCCAGUACCUCGAACAUGCGGGUGCCCCGACAGACCGAUUGGUCCAGCUGGGUCGGGGUGUCGACACCGCAAUGUUCACGCCAACACAACGUGACGAGGCUUACCGUUGUCAAAUUGCUCCGGCGGGCGAGAUCAUUCUCAUCUGUGUUUGUCGCAUUGCUCCGGAGAAAGGGUUCGAGUUCCUGGCGCAAGUCGCCUCGAAGCUGGCAGCAGACAAAAUACCCUUCAAGCUGCUGAUUGUGGGUGGGAACCGUAACCCGGUGGUCGAGAACAAUGUGAAGCGUUUGUUUGACAGUGUCAGCAAGCAUGUUGUCUUCACCGGUUUCCUCACGGGCGUGGCACUGGCUCGAGCCUAUGCCUCGGCCGAUUUGUUCCUGCAUUGCUCCAUCACCGAGACAUUUGGGCUAGUGGUGCUCGAAGCGAUGGCCAGCGGUCUACCAGUUAUUGCCCGGGAUCAAGGCGGCCCAUCUGAUAUUAUUCACUGGGUAUCUCGUUCCGCCCACGACCUCGACCAAUUCACCAACCUGACCCGCGAUGUAUCUCAUGAUGCUGCGCUGCGCGCAGCUCUGACGAUUGCCGCGCGGCAAUACGCAGACGACACGACCUGGGAGAAGAUCAACCGUCGAGCCGCCUGGCAGCUGGCGGAGGCGCUGACACACACCGACCAGGAGUCGCACAGUCCUCCAUCACAGGCUCGGCCCGGAAUUAUCGCGCAAGUGUCGGAACAAAUCCGACUGGGACUCGCCGUGGGGAUUGUCUAUGGGAUGUGGCUCAUUGCGGUCGUGCCACUGAUUGUUCAUGGACACCGCUUCAUUCCCCGUGCGUGGCAGGCCCUGCAGGACCAGUUCCAGUGUACUCGACCGUUGCGAGGCUGA